Messenger RNA from Rhizophagus irregularis DAOM 181602=DAOM 197198, 180 nucleotides. The record is from RefSeq and is a predicted model, not a curated record. Lineage: Eukaryota; Fungi; Glomeromycota; Glomeromycetes; Glomerales; Glomeraceae.
AUGGGAGGAAGAAAAGGACCGCUUUUCACUAAAGAGAUUGAUAAUAUUAUUAUGGAGUUAAUGAAGAAAUGUGGGCAUCUACCUAAACCUUAUGUAAAGGUUCGUGAAGCUAUCCCGCAAUAUACUUCAAAGCAAAUACGUCGACAUUGGAUCAGUCGAUUCGACCCACGUCGUAAGUAA